Molecule: messenger RNA, 12807 nt
Organism: Gallus gallus (chicken)
Lineage: Eukaryota; Metazoa; Chordata; Aves; Galliformes; Phasianidae
Gene: RERE
Product: arginine-glutamic acid dipeptide repeats
Exons: 22
Coding region: 5533-10110 (1525 amino acids)
Biological process (GO): regulation of DNA-templated transcription
Cellular component (GO): nucleus
Molecular function (GO): chromatin binding; sequence-specific DNA binding; transcription corepressor activity
Source: RefSeq, a predicted model, not a curated record
GGGGAAGAGGAAGGGGAGGGCUUCAGAGGAGGAGGUUAAGCAGAAGAGAUUAAUACUUGCAGUGCAGAAAACCGAUUGAUCCUUCUGUGAUCUCCGAUUUUCUGUUUGAAGUCCGGCCAGAUCUGUUCUGUGCGUGGCUGGAUGUUCCUCAGCUUGGGUAGCCUUUCUCUCCAAUCUGUGCUUUCGUUAUAAAAGGUAUUGUAAAUUUAGCAAGUAACGGAUCAAUGCGGGAAGAUCUAUUUGGGUAGUAUCGCGUGCACAUCCCUCUGUGAUGGCUGCUUAGAUCUCAUGGUCACCCAUUCCUGCUUGCACGGAUCAGACUGAGGGGCAGCCAUCCAUAGCGGUGUGAUGCCUGCAGCUGUGGCUGCACACCUCUGUUCAGAAGGGCUGGAGCUGCUGGAAGGGUUUGUCAGAGGGAACUUGCAGAGCGUGGUGUGGCUGAUACACUUGCUGCAGUGAUUUGAUUACUUAUGAAUUGGGAUAAAUUGGCUGCCGGGAUGGGCUGUAAGUGCUGUCUCUACAGCACGAUGCAACUGUAUUCUUUUUUUUUAUUUUAUUUUUCUUUAAACUGGUAUCAAAACCAACCUCUGCAUCUCUGGGGACUGAGCACUGCAGAAGCUUGUGCUGGAGGUUCUCACGUUAGUGAGGAGCUGCUUAGAGAUAAGGGUGUGCAAAAUGCCUGACAUCAGCGGGCAGCACUGGGUAAUGAAAUGCAUCCCGUCCUCUAAGAGACGCACCUGAAGAUCUCCCUAUGCCUGCAGCUCUGCUCCCAACCCCUCCAGCAGCUGUGUUGCCAUCAGUUGCACUUGGCUGUUACUGUUUGUUGCCUCUAUUCCUGGAAAGGCAAAGCCUGUUACAGUCUUGUGUUUUUUUUUUUGACAGUACUGCUGCCCACACUUCUGUUUUGCUAACUCGGCUGUCUGAAACUUGAUGCUCUCUUGUAGGAGGGGAAAAUAUUUACAAUGCAUUUAGCUCUCAGUGAAGUGUCACAGCUUAAAGAAAUGUGCAUUAGCUCACCAGGUUUAAUUUGGCUAGCUUGUCCACACGUCAUUUUUUCCCUCCAGCAUGGGGCUUCUUGCUGUUUUCAUGGUGUGGGAAGAGUCCCCACAGGGCCUUUGGUCAUGGCAGAGUCUAAUCCAAAAGGAGUUGAUGGGAGAAAUGUACUGGUUUGGACAGUGUGCUCCUCAGUGGGAGGAACGUUACAGCUCACCUAUGCUCUUUAUUCUGUGUGUGUUGGCUUUGUUCAUUAGAGGUAUUUGUGCUUUUCAGGAGCAUUUCUGUUGUUACUUGCAGUGAUGAUGAGGCUCAGAGUUAGACAGCUGAAGAUGAGAAAAAGGGUUCAGGGCUGGGGUUAGGAGAGGGGCUGUUUCUGUAUCAGUAACAGGCUUGGUGGCUGGCACCUGGUGUGAUACGCUGCCUGGGAUAAAAAUCAGUGGGGGGAACAGCUUUCUGGAGGCUGUCACACAGCUUGAAAUGCCUCUGCCUGGCUUUGGCAGAACAGGGCUGAACCGUGGGGCGACUGCUGGGGGAGCUUGGGGGAGCCCAUGGUUGGUAUUUGAAGAGCUGACUCUUGAAUGUGUAUGGGCCUGUCUUCUGACGAGCUUUUAAAUGUGAAAGCUCCCCGUGAAUUGCAGGCUCUGGUUAAAUGAUGGCGUGAGGUAUCUUUAAAAAUAGCAGAUGUAUUUUGUGUCUGGUCAAAUAAGGCUCUUGGCAUUCCAAACUUGAAUGAAAUCUGUGUUGACUUGCAUCUGACAGCUCCGAUUCUGUGUUACUUGGGCAGGAAAAUUGCUUUCCUCCUUCCCCCCCUUGCAUUCUGUGGUGGCUUGCAACAAUGAGCAAUCUUGUGCUGGGUUUGCUGUGGGAGACCCGCAUCUGUAACUCUGUAAGCACGCUUCAGUUCAGCAGUUUAAAAAUAGCUGCUCUGAUGCUUAAACUGAGGCAAAUUAUAAUUUGGGGAAACUAAUUUUUCAGCGUGAAACGGUCUGUUGAACGCUUCUGCAGCUCGUUUCUGUGCACUUCAGUUUGCCAGAUUAACGGAGCUAUUAAUAAUUGCUGCUCUCGCCUUGUCGGAACGAGAGCUGGUAAGCACAGAGCUGUAUGUAGUUUGUGUUUUUAAUUAAACUUGUCCUGGGAUUAUCUCGUAUUACCAGUUACCUUCUAGAAGAUUACGUUCAUAAAAGGUUCAUCAGUGGUGAAGUGGAAGAGAUUAAAGCGAUUGUUGGCACGUUGGUCAAAUUAUUUGUUGCUUACGCGGCGUUUGUGCUCAGCUUCAAUUUGCCAGUAAUGGCAGACAAGCAAAAUGCAGGCGUCUGAGUUGUCAGUCUGAUGUAGCCGAGCAAACCAAGCUGUGCUGGGAAGCACUUGUCUCUUAAAUAUAUAAUAAUAACAGUAAUAAAGGGGGUUCAGUUGUUUUCCCUUUCAGUAUUUCUAAAGCAGUUCAGGUUUUGGUGUUUGUGUGGUUGUUUCGUGGUGGUUGUCUUAAUGGUGUGAUUGGGAAGGUGUUCUAUUCAAGAAUGGCAAACCCUGCCCUGCGUAAGGCACCGAGGGCACAAAUGAGUGUGGAGAGCUAAUGAAUGUAUUCUGGGAAGAUUGCUUCAAUUACAGCAGGCCUGUAAAUCCUCAGUGCUGGGGUCAGGCCUUGUGGAGAACAGAAGGAAUCCUGGGCUUAGGUAAUGUGUCUGCAUCGGAUGCUGGGUGUGAUGGUACCAUCCAGAUCUGUUUGGAGUUAACUGUGACGUACACUGGUAACGAAUGCAGUGGGUGCUUCUUAUCAAAACACAUUAACAAGCGUUGCUGCGCUUGAAUGCCUUUCGUUGUUAGGGGUUCCCAUUCAUCCUAAAGCAGUAGAAGUAAAUGGCAUCCAUUCUGUGCUGAUAUAAACAACUCCUCCAUGCUGCACAAACAGUGGUGGUAGUUUGGGUAAACAUCUGUUUAGCUUUUAAUAAUGGGUACCAGGCAGGCUGUGGAACUUUGAGCUACGAGGGGAAAACAAGCACAGGAGACAAGGAUCUGACGAGUUUUAUGGCCUCUGUGUCUGCUGAUACAUAAAGGUAACGUAUGGGAUGAAUUCUUACGAGUCAGGUAAGUCGUUAAUGGAUGUAUUAAAACCACAGAGUGCAGUGGAAUGUGGUGCUGUAGAAAUGCAUCGCACUGCGGUCAGGGCCUCAUUUGUGAGCUGGUGAUGCUGAGGCCGCUGUUCCAAAAUGAUGAUUCUGAAACUUGAUGUCAGCACUAACUCCCAUACGCUUAUCUCAGGUUGGGAGGCGUGUAAGAUGACUGGCAGUUCUAAUUGAUGUUGUGUUAACAGCACGUCCAGUUCAGCUUUGUCUGGCCCCCUCUCCAUCCCAUAAUGGCGGUUGCUGUUUGCUGUUGGCUGAGACACGUGCCCAGCUUGCUGAAUGUAGGCUUGUUUGCUGUGACUGCGUUGAGAAGUCCUGUAUUGAGUGAGGUGUGUGGGCUCACUGCGACAGCUCACACAGCAGCCAUCGUUUGUGGUGUUCUGCUUGGUGCUGGGAAUGCACAAUCCCUGUCUGUUUAAAAAACAAAGCCUCCUCCAAAAGCAGGCUUUCAUCACACAACUUCUGGUGAAUGCAUCACUGUUUAGAACCAGAACUAUUUUCCUGUUCAUGCAGAUGGGCAAAACGCAGACGCGGUGGCAGUUUGCUCAGUGAAGGAACUGCUGUGGAUGGGAAGGCUGAACUUUGAGUUGAGCACGGAGAGCACAGACGUGCCUGAACUUGGUCCUGCUGGUUGUAUUGGGCUUUCUGUCUUCCAAAUGGAGCAGCUUUGAGAAGAAUGUGUCAUAGGGGAACAUCAAACCCAAAAAAACUAGCAUCAGCUCUGCGUUUAGUGUAUAUGAACUCAAUCAUUGAGGUUUAGCAAGGCAGAGAUUUGUUGGGAUUCUAAAAUACGUACUGUAUUGAAUACGUAAUGCAAAAGGAAAACCUGUUUUCUUAACAUAAGGACGUGAAAAUGGAACCAGCUGCAACGUUGUGCCACCCAGCCACUGCUUUGACACUGAGCUCUUAGUGGUACGUUAAAAACGGAUGCCUUGUUCUCCUCCUCACCUCCCACUGCACUCUUAAUUCUCUUGCAGUUCUCAAAAGUUUUUAUAGAACAACUGUUCAGGCUUCUGUGUUUGUUUUUUUUUUUUUUUUUUGUCUAGGCUUAUAUGGAGUCCAGAGAGUGAGUUUGUUUAGGUAGGGAGAUGCUACGAGCAGUUGUGUUCUGUAAUUAGUUGAAUCUGUGAGCAGGAGAACUGCAGACGUCCAUAAGCUCCAACAAAGCCUGUGAUAAGGAGUAGGAUGUCCCUUGGCUGCAGCAAAAUCGUUCCUAGGAUCAAGUAAACAAUAUAUGAAACUCAGCUAGUAAAAGGCAAAAUAAAUGUGUAAUUAUAUCACAAAUGCAAGACAGAUGUUGGGAACCCAGGGAUUAUCCAGGGCUGGUAUGAAAAGCAUGUAACAAUCUGAUGCUUGUUUGAACCAUAUGUUAGCUCUCAAAUGUGAGUUAUGUAUCACUGGAACAGUUCAGGAUACUAAAAAAACAUGUCCCUUUACUUUCCUCCUGAGGGUUAGGGAAGUAGAGGGGUUAAGAGGAGAUUUACAGGGCUGUCAAAGUGUCCUGCAAGGACAGGAAACGUUUGAAUUGAGCAGGACACAGAGCAGUCACUGUGACAGAUCCUUGUGCCCCAAUGGCAGCGUGUGAGUAGCUGGGCAUGGAGGAUCCUGCUGUGUCACUGCUGAGACCAAGGGGCUUCCUACAGCUCCCCACGUGGUUUUAGGUCCAACUGUGAGCUCUUGGUUUUGUUUAUAAGACAUAUAGACUGUGACAUGCAGCUAUGUUUGCGUUCUUACUGCAGUAGAUUUAAGCCAGUAGGAAAUGUGUUUUAGGACUGGUCCACGCUGCCCCAAAAUAACCCCAGCCAACUUUUUGUCUGCAAGUCAUAGAGCCUUUUUAUUUUCCUAGGGAAAAGUGCAGCAAGCCUCGUGCUCCAGUUGUCAACCCCAGGUUAAACACACAGUAAGAUGACAUGACUGAGCGCGCAGCGCUUUCUCUUCUGAUGUGUUGUUUGACUCUCGUGUUUGCAUACUGGUGUGUUUUGGCAGCUUUAUCUUGAAGCGAAUAGUUCAAGGUUUCUGAGAUGCACUGAGGAUUGCUCAUUCUGCGUGCGUUGUGCUUUAUUGUAGCUCAGUGGCCGUGUUCAAUUGAAUGACACCAGCACCUGGCCUUGUUGUGAGCGUUUCCCCCUUCCCACUCGCUCUGUUCUGCUCCCUUUUCUUGCAGCAGGGAAGUGGAUGCUGGGCAGCCCGAAGCUCUGCUGCAGUAAGGUCUGCUCAAGUGCCUGUUGGCUUCCUGGGGCACUUAGCCUUUCAGAGGGCAAAUUAAGAACCUUUUUAAAACGCUGGGGUUGUUGGAGUGGUUGAAUUUUUCCUGGAUUUGAGUGAGAAAUUCAGAAGACUGAAGCCCAGGCUCACUGUCUACCUUUCACGGAGGCCCAGCCGUGAGAGGACAGAAGAAGGCACGUGGCGAAUCAUGACAGCGGACAAAGAAAAAGACAAAGACAAAGAGAAGGACAGGGAUAGAGACCGGGACAAGGAGCGAGACAAGAGAGAUAAGGUGAGGGAGAGCGAGAACUCGCGUCCUCGUCGGAGCUGCACGUUGGAAGGAGGUGCCAAGAAUUAUGCAGAGAGUGACCACAGCGAAGAUGAGGACAAUGACAACAACAGUGCCACCACGGAGGAGUCCACAAAGAAAAGCAAAAAGAAACCGCCCAAGAAGAAAUCCCGAUACGAGAGGACAGACAACGGUGAAAUCACGUCUUUCAUCACGGAGGAUGACGUUGUGUACAGGCCUGGAGAUUGCGUAUAUAUUGAAAGCCGCCGGCCGAAUACGCCGUAUUUCAUCUGCAGCAUUCAAGACUUCAAACUGAGUAAACGGGACCAUCUCCUUAUGAAUGUCAAAUGGUACUAUCGCCAGUCUGAAGUCCCAGAUUCAGUCUAUCAGCAUUUGGUUCAGGACAGACACAAUGAGAAUGACUCUGGACGAGAGCUUGUUAUUACAGACCCAGUUAUCAAGAACCGAGAGCUCUUCAUUUCAGACUAUGUCGACACUUACCACGCUGCUGCCCUCAGGGGAAAGUGUAACAUCUCCCAUUUCUCUGACAUUUUUGCUGCUAGAGAGUUUAAAGCGAGAGUGGAUUCAUUUUUCUACAUACUGGGCUAUAAUCCAGAGACAAGGAGGCUAAACAGUACCCAAGGUGAAAUCAGAGUUGGACCCAGUCAUCAGGCUAAGCUUCCUGAUCUGCAGCCCUUUCCUUCCCCAGAUGGUGACACAGUGACACAGCAUGAAGAACUUGUGUGGAUGCCAGGAGUCAACGACUGUGACUUACUUAUGUACCUUAGGGCAGCAAGGAGCAUGGCAGCUUUUGCAGGCAUGUGUGAUGGAGGAUCCACAGAAGAUGGUUGUGUUGCAGCCUCCCGUGAUGACACUACACUUAAUGCACUCAAUACACUACAUGAAAGUAACUACGACGCUGGAAAAGCCCUGCAGCGCUUGGUGAAGAAGCCUGUGCCCAAACUGAUUGAGAAGUGUUGGACUGAAGAUGAAGUGAAACGGUUCAUUAAGGGGCUGAGGCAGUACGGCAAGAACUUCUUCAGGAUCCGAAAGGAGUUGCUUCCGAAUAAGGAGACCGGAGAACUAAUCACCUUCUAUUACUAUUGGAAGAAAACCCCUGAAGCAGCAAGUUCUCGAGCCCACCGCAGGCAUCGAAGACAGGCUGUGUUUCGGAGAAUCAAAACUCGGACUGCUUCCACCCCGGUCAACACUCCCUCCAGGCCCCCCUCCAGCGAAUUCUUGGAUUUGAGCUCGGCCAGCGAAGAUGACUUUGACAGCGAGGACAGUGAACAGGAGCUGAAGGGCUACGCCUGCCGGCACUGCUUCACAACCACCUCCAAGGAUUGGCACCACGGCGGUCGAGAAAACAUCUUACUGUGCACGGACUGUCGUAUUCACUUCAAAAAGUACGGAGAGCUGCCACCCAUUGAGAAGCCCGUAGACCCUCCACCCUUUAUGUUUAAGCCUGUCAAAGAGGAAGAUGAUGGACUUAGUGGCAAGCAUAGCAUGAGGACAAGGCGGAGUCGAGGCUCGAUGUCUACACUACGUAGUGGUCGUAAAAAGCAGCCAGCCAGCCCUGAUGGUAGAGCCUCACCCAUUAACGAAGACAUCCGUUCCAGCGGCCGCAACUCUCCCAGUGCUGCCAGCACCUCCAGUAAUGACAGCAAAGCAGAUUCAGUGAAGAAGUCCACCAAGAAAAUAAAAGAAGAGGUGUCUUCUCCUCUGAAGAAUUCCAAGAGGCAGCGGGAGAAGGCAGCGUCUGACACAGAGGAGCCCGAAAGGUCCAGUGCCAAAAAAUCCAAAACCCAAGAGAUCAGCAGGCCAAACUCUCCCUCAGAGGGUGAGGGUGAAGGUGAGAGCUCUGACAGCCGCAGUGUCAAUGACGAAGGGAGCAGCGACCCCAAGGACAUCGACCAGGAUAACCGGAGCACGUCGCCCAGCAUCCCCAGCCCUCAAGACAAUGAGAGCGACUCAGAUUCAUCCGCUCAGCAGCAAGUGCUGCAGGCGCAGCCCCAGGUGCUGCAGGCACCCAGCAGCUCCGGCCAGGCUCCUCCUCCCAUGCCCCCCAUCCCAGCCCAGCUGCCAGCACCGCUGCCGGCAGCCUCGAGUGCUUCCACGGCUCCACCGCAGGUUUCACCACCAGCAUCCCAGGCCCCCAGCCAGCCCCAGGCCCCCGCGCCGCCUCCUCCUCAUUCCCACAUCCAGCAAGCCCCUGCUUUGCACCCGCAGAGACUGCCAUCGCCUCACCCGCCCCUGCAGCCUCUGAAUGCAUCCCAGAGCCAGCCCGCCCCAGCCUCCUCGCAGCCCCACUCGCAGCCUCCGCUGCACACUCAGCCCCAGCCUGCCCCGCACAGCUUGCAGGCACAGCCCCUGCUGCCUCAUCCCGUACCCCCCCAGCCGUUCUCGCUCCCCACGCAGUCACCUCAGUCUCAGGUUCCCCUUCAGACGCAAGCGCCGUCUCACUCCCACUCUGCACUGCAGGUGUCUCAGCCCGCCCUGCCGGCCGCAGCCCCUCUGCAGCAGGCCCAGCCUCCGCGGGAGCAGCCGCUGCCCCCUGCGCCCAUGGCCAUGCCUCACAUCAAGCCUCCCCCCACCACCCCCAUCCCGCAGCUUCCCACCCCUCCAUCCCACAAGCACCCUCCUCAUCUCUCCGGCCCUUCUCCGUUCUCGAUGAACUCCAACCUGCCUCCGCCGCCGGCUCUAAAACCCCUGAGCUCCCUCUCCACUCACCACCCUCCAUCCGCACACCCUCCUCCCCUGCAGCUGAUGCCCCAGAGCCAGCCGCUGCAGUCCUCGCAAGCCCAGCCUCCCGUCCUGACCCAGAGUCAGAGCCUUCCCCCAUCUGCCUCUCACCCCCCGUCCGGACUCCACCAGGUAUCCUCGCAGCCCCCCUUUUCUCAGCAUCCCUUUGUCCCCGGAGCCCCACCGUCCAUCACCUCUCCUUCGUGCCCCUCCACUUCCACGCCGCCUGCCGUGCCCGGCAUCCCUCUUCAGACCUCCAUCUCCACAUCAGCAGCUUCUAGUGGGAGCGUGCCAGUGGUGACGUCCUGCACGCUGCCACCUAUCCAGAUCAAAGAGGAGGUCCCCGAUGAGGCUGAGGAACCAGAAAGCCCUCCGCCUCCACCACGGAGUCCGUCGCCAGAACCAACCGUGGUGGAUACGCCGAGUCAUGCCAGCCAGUCCGCCAGGUUCUAUAAGCACCUGGACCGUGGCUACAAUUCGUGCUCAAGAGCAGAUUUGUACUUCAUGCCUCUGGCAGGAUCCAAACUGGCCAAGAAGAGAGAAGAGGCCAUUGAAAAGGCCAAAAGGGAAGCGGAGCAGAAAGCCAGAGAAGAGAGGGAGAGAGAGAAGGAAAAAGAGAAGGAAAGAGAGAGGGAACGUGAGCGUGAAAGAGAAGCAGAAAGAGCUGCGCAGAAGGUAUCCAGCUCCUCCCACGAAGGCCGCCUCGGGGAGUCGCAGCUCAGCGGGCCGGCACACAUGAGGCCUUCGUUUGAGCCCCCGCCGACGACCAUCGCUGCCGUCCCGCCCUACAUCGGCCCGGACACACCUGCCCUGCGGACGCUGAGCGAGUACGCCCGUCCUCACGUCAUGUCUCCAACGAACCGGAACCAUCCCUUCUUCGUCCCCCUGAACCCCACCGACCCGCUCCUGGCCUACCACAUGCCCGGCCUCUACAACGUGGACCCCACCAUCCGGGAACGGGAGCUGCGGGAGCGGGAGAUCCGGGAGCGAGAGAUCCGGGAGAGGGAGCUGAGGGAGAGGAUGAAGCCCGGCUUCGAGGUGAAGCCCCCGGAGCUCGACGCGCUGCACCCGGCCACGAACCCCAUGGAGCAUUUUGCCAGGCACGGCGCACUGACUAUUCCCCCAACGGCAGGACCUCACCCGUUCGCUUCCUUCCACCCGGGUUUGAACCCGCUGGAAAGAGAGAGACUCGCGCUGGCAGGCCCGCAGUUACGGCCUGAAAUGAGCUACCCUGACAGACUGGCAGCUGAGAGGAUACACGCGGAGCGGAUGGCAUCGCUGACAAACGACCCGUUGGCACGGCUCCAGAUGUUCAACGUCACGCCCCACCAUCACCAACACUCGCACAUACAUUCGCAUUUACACCUCCAUCAGCAGGAUCCCCUCCAUCAAGGUUCCGCAGGACCUGUUCACCCGCUGGUGGAUCCCUUAGCAGCUGGACCCCAUUUGGCGCGCUUCCCCUACCCACCUGGGACCAUCCCCAACCCAUUGCUAGGACAGCCACCUCAUGAGCAUGAAAUGCUCCGACAUCCAGUCUUUGGUACCCCUUACCCUCGGGAUCUGCCUGGUGCCAUUCCACCUCCGAUGUCCGCAGCCCACCAGCUGCAGGCCAUGCACGCCCAGUCAGCAGAGCUGCAGAGACUGGCAAUGGAGCAGCAGUGGUUGCACGGGCAUCCUCACAUGCAUGGUGGUCAUCUACCAAGUCAGGAAGAUUAUUACAGUCGGCUGAAGAAAGAAGGCGACAAACAGUUGUAAUAAAUUAUUUAUUUGUAAUGCUGGCUAUGGAAACCCCAGUCCUUGGGAAGGAGUGGAACAUUUUUACAUACAAUAAGAGCUACAAAAGGAAAAGAAUAUCUUAUAAAGAUUUCUUUAUAUAUUUAAAACAGAAGCGACCACCCAACAAGUAGAGACUUAUCAGCAUAGCGUUCAUUUGUAGAGAAGAUUUCUCAAGACUGGUGUGGGUCUCCCUGCAUGACAACGUAUUCAGAAGCCUAUUGAAGAUACAGGACUGCGUGGAGUAUUCAGAGAACUUCCUGCAACCUUGGUUUUUUUUUCUUCCUAGUUUGUUUUUGAGUAGGUGCUAGGAUCGGGUUCACAACACGAGUCACUGUGCGUGAAGGGACACUCAGUGCAUCUAUAGCUACUGCAGGAAAAAGCAAGGAUUGCAAGUAGGUGACAUAACAAGCUCUGAAUCCAAGUGCUAUAAUAAUAAUAAUAAUAAUAAUAAAAAAAUCUACUUUUAUUUUAAUACAUUGUAGGAAAUCUUCAUAAUUUUCAAGAGAGCUCAGUUCUGCAGCAUGGCUUUUUAAGUCUGUAAAUAACUUUUUUGGGUAGAGGGGAGAAACGAAACAAAAGGAAACUCCAGAAACGUUUAUGUUGAUUUUCAGUAACAUCACACGUUGUGAAUUCCUACCUGGUAUUGACAGAAUACAGAGUUGAUUUUUUAAUAAAAAAAAAAUAUAUAUAGUUAUCCCUUUAAUUAAAGGGAACAAUGGGUAUCAAUAAUUUCAAAUGGGUAAAAGCUUGAAAUUUGGCUUGUUAUCAACAAUAAGCAUUAAAGGGAGAUGCAGGGAUAAUGUUGCAAACGACUGUUUCUGUUCUUGGUUUUUGUUUCUUCUGUUAGUGUGACAUCUCUGUUCUGCAGCUGAUUUCUGUUGAGUUGGGUUUCUCAGCAGUGCAGGUGUCCCUUGGAGCUCACUGACCCUACUUCAGGGGUUCGUCUUCAGCAUGGCCAUCAUACACCUCUUUCCUUUUACCUUUUGCAGCUGAAAUCUAACGCCCCUGGCUGUAGGCUAUCCCUGACGGGAUAACCAAAGAGUUCAAAGAAAGAACCCAUUCUGAAAUCUCUAUUUUCAAAUGCUCCAUGGCUCAAAGCAGUGCAGCCAGAACUUCAUACCGUGCAUCCUUUUGGAGGUUUGCUCUCCCUGGCCUCUUGUGUUUGAUGCAUUUUUGAGUAAGGAGGACCGGACAACUCAGUGUUCUUAAAGCUGUUUUGCAAAGAGCAGUCUGCAUUUCGCUGGGACUGUUUGAAUUCUGUUUUUAUAAGCAAAAACUUUUUAGCUGCCGCAGACGUUCUGUAUCUCAGGAACUUACUGGUUUGGGCUUCAAAUAAUACAUGGACAGUAAUAUUUACUGCCUCCAACACGACAGGUCCGUGCAGAACUCCUGUUGGUAGUUCCCUCGUGGGCAGUGAGAGGAGAGGAGCACGCAGGAGGCCAGGGAGCAUCAUUUUAGAGACAGCUCUGCUUGCUGCCCAGGCAGAAAGGUUUUAUGUGUUGUUACUGUUCGGCCAUACGUUUGGUUGGUUUGGUUUUUUGGUUGUUCUCUUUAUUUUAUUUUUUUUUGCCAGGGCAGAGGGUGGUGCAACCAAUGGACAUCUGAACCUGCUGGCCAUCUGCUUCCCCAUGUCCUCUCUCCACUCAUGAGCACUCUCUCUCUGCCGUCGUAGACUGUUAUAAAUGUGAUGGUUGUGUCAUAGGACUGUACUGAGCCACGUGCGCUGAAGCUGUGGUUAAUGACACGUUGUGAUGGAAGGCAUGCACAGUGCUUGACCCACCGCAUGGGGCUCAAACCAACCUCAGCAUCAGUGCCCAGAGGUGAACGUUACUGUAACACCCACUGACAAAUUCAAACGUUGCACCGGGGUAUUCUAGGCCCACUUAGAGCAAGAAUAUAAGGGAGAGAGAGGAGGCUGAUUUCAGUUGCUGACCUUUUGUGUCCUCUGUUGCAGAUUUCACAAUGCUAAGGAACUGCAGUAGCAUUUAAUCAGUUCCAUGCCCUGUGCACGAGCUCUGGAGAUGUUAGCAGGAGCAGCCAGUGCUGGCAUGUGGAGGCUGUGAGGUCAGUGUGGCACCCAGCAUGCUGGGCUUCCUUUGGGCACUGCUUGGCUGGCAUCUGAAAGCGAAUUACUCCUUUCUUCUGAGUAACGCUUUCACCUUUUGCUUUCGACUUUGUUUUUAGACAAACACCAAUAUUUUGUGGGGGUUUUUUGUGCCCAUCACUCAGCAAAAAAAGCACUGACACUUCCACGUGAGACCUGUGGUUAACUACAGCUUUACUCGCAGUGGCUCUCGAAGCCAUCCUGGUGUUGGAUGCCCCGUUCAAACAGCCCAGACCUCCUGGUUUUCUUUCAGAAAUCCCUCUUUUGUUCUUCCUCGGUUUGGAAAGGUUUCAGUUUUCCGUUUUGCUUUGUGUUUUUGAAGCCUCUCUUGUUCUGUGUCGUCAUGGUUGAGCUUGUUUCACCGCACCGUUACAGCAGAGUGUACAUUCUGACUGCUACGUUUAUAUAUAUCUUGAAGCUUAAUGUAUAUAUGAGUAGUUUGCCAUGGGAUAACACAGUGUAAACAGAGUAGAAACCCAGAAAUCGUGACUUCUGUGUUCUCUCCAUUUGAGUAUUUUGUAAUUUUUUUGAGAUAUUUGUGGACAUAAAUAAAACCGAGCUACACUACAGCA